Molecule: messenger RNA, 1073 nt
Organism: Triplophysa dalaica
Lineage: Eukaryota; Metazoa; Chordata; Actinopteri; Cypriniformes; Nemacheilidae
Gene: tyw5
Product: tRNA-yW synthesizing protein 5
Exons: 8
Coding region: 58-1047 (329 amino acids)
Biological process (GO): wybutosine biosynthetic process
Molecular function (GO): tRNA binding; 2-oxoglutarate-dependent dioxygenase activity
Source: RefSeq, a predicted model, not a curated record
GUUAAAUGAAUUAAAACACGUUUUUAUAAAUACAGAGGAAACGUCAUACUGCUAGAAAUGGACUGUCAAGAGAAGCAGGAGGUGCCCGUCUACACCGAUGUGGACACACAAACUUUUGCGAGGGACAUAUAUCCACUGCGUAGACCCGCGGUUCUGAAGCGCGUGCCCCUGGGACCCUGCGUGAACGCGUGGUCAGUGAGUUACCUCGCUCAGAAAGGGGGACACCGGGAGGUCAAAGUGCACGUGUCCCCUGAGCCUAGAAUGGACUUUCUACACAAGAACUUUGUUUACAGGACUCUGACGUUUGAUAAGUUUGUUCAAAGGGCUGCAGAAGCCAAACACUCAGAGUUCUUCAUUAGUGAGGACGAAAGCUAUUACUUACGUUCACUUGGAGAAGAUGCACGGAAGGAACCUGCAGAUUUAAGGAAGCAGUUCCCUGAGCUGGUGGAAGACUUUCAAAUCCCUCCGUUUUUUGAACCUCAACAGUUUUUCUCUAGUGUCUUUCGUAUCAGUUCACCUGGUCUACAGCUGUGGACACAUUAUGAUGUAAUGGACAACCUGCUUGCUCAGGUUACAGGACGAAAGCGUGUUGUCCUCUUUAGCCCAAAAGAUGCCCUUCAUCUCUACCUCACAGGGGAUAAGUCUGAAGUUUUGGAUAUCGACACUCCUGAUCUGCAGCGUUAUCCUGAGUUUGUAAAAGCAUGUCGUUUUGAAUGUGUCCUAGAACCUGGAGACCUUCUUUUCAUUCCAGCUCUUUGGUUUCAUAAUACCCUGGCUAUGGAGUUUGGUGUUGGUGUAAAUGUGUUCUGGAAGCAUCUGCCAACUGACAGUUAUGAUAAGAAAGAUCCAUAUGGAAACAAAGACCCGAUAGCGGCUACACGAGCUCUGCAAGCACUUGAGCGGACUUUAGGCAUCUUGGAAGAACUUCCGAGUGAUUAUCGUGAUUUCUAUGCUCGCCGCAUGGUACUGCGGAUUCAAAGCCGGGCUUACUCUAUGCAGGGAACACAAGAAAAUUUAAAUACAACGUCUUUUACACAUCAUGACUAAAAUGAAAUAAAAAAAGAGAGAAAAGG